Messenger RNA from Notechis scutatus (mainland tiger snake), 3273 nucleotides. The record is from RefSeq and is a predicted model, not a curated record. Lineage: Eukaryota; Metazoa; Chordata; Lepidosauria; Squamata; Elapidae.
UUGGCCAAGCCGGGUUCCAUGCAGCAGGGAGUCCAAGAUGGUGGCGCUCAGGGCUGGGAGGGAAGGCUCGGCGGCGGUGUUGACCGCGAGGAAGUUCUUGGUCGCCGCGUGUCUGUGCUUCAGCAGCCGCUUCCUCUCCCCGGCAGACGCCACAGGGCAGGCGGAGAGCGACGGCGGUCCCAGUGCGGCGGGGCCUCACCGGCGGUUCGAAUACAAGUACAGUUUUAAGGGACCGCACUUGGUGCAGCCAGACGGAUCGGUGCCCUUCUGGGUAUUUACGGGCAAUGCUAUCCCCAGUGCCGAUCAGAUCAGAAUAACUCCUUCAUUAAAAAGCCAAAGAGGAUCUGUAUGGACGAAAAACAAAUCCAUAUUUGAAUACUGGGAGAUUGAGGUGACCUUCCGAGUGACUGGAAGAGGAAGAGUAGGAGCUGAUGGAUUGGCAAUCUGGUAUACUGAGGGACAAGGAUUAGAUGGCCCAGUUUUUGGUGCAGCAGAUAACUGGAAUGGUGUUGGCAUCUUCUUUGACUCCUUUGACAACGAUGCAAAGAAAAACAACCCUGCGGUGAUUGUUGUCGGCAAUAAUGGCAAGCUCCAUUAUGACCAUCAAAAUGAUGGGUCCACGCAAGCGUUGGCAUCAUGUCAGAGAGAUUUUCGUAACAAGCCUUAUCCCAUCCGUACAAAGAUUAUUUACUAUCAGAAGACACUAUCUGUAUUAAUAAACAAUGGCUUUACUCCAGACAAAGAAGACUAUGAGUUUUGUGCCAAAGUUGAAAACAUGGUACUGCCUCCUCAGGGCUACUUUGGCAUCUCUGCAGCAACAGGUGGCCUUGCAGGUGAUUUUACCAUUCAGUGCCUGUCAAAUUUUAGGAUGCCUUUUUACUCAGAAUUGAUUUCGUAGCCUCCACCAGAUGCAGAAAUUGCUGAAAAGGACAAGGAGAAAUAUCAAGAAGAGUUUCAGCACUUCCAGGAAGAGUUGGACAAAAGGAAAGAGGAAUUUAAAAAAGAGCAUCCGGACACAGAAGGCCAGCCAGUGGAUGAUAUCUAUGAGACGGUGGGUGAUCGUGAGCUGAGACAGAUCUUCGAAGGCCAAAAUCGAAUUCACCUGGAAAUAAAACAGCUGAACAGGCAAUUAGACAUGAUUCUGGAUGAACAGAGAAAAUACGUCUCUACGAUAACAGAAGAGAUUUCCAAAAGAGGGUCAAAUGUCCCUAGCCAUCAAGGGCAGGCUUCCCAGUUAGAGCUUGACAAUAUUGUAAAAACUCAAGAAGAGGUUCUGAGACAAGUUGUGGAAAUGAAAAAUUCCGUGGGGGAAACUCAGCGUCUCCUCACUGGCAUUCAGCACCACCCCGCUUCCUCUGGUGGGAUCUACGAAACCACACAGCAUUUCAACGACAUUAAGGAACAUCUCCAUGUCGUAAAGAGGGAUAUUGAGCAUUUAGUCCAGAGGAACAUGCCAUCAAAUGAAAAACCCAAAUGUCCAGAGUUGCCAAAAUUUCCAUCAUGUUUAUCCACAACACACUUCUUUAUAUUUGUAGCAUUCCAGACGCUACUCUUUAUUAGUUACAUCAUGUACAGGAGUCAGCAGGAAGCAGCAGCAAAGAAAUUCUUUUGAUGGCCUCUCUGUCGUGCGUGGAAAGCAUUGCACUAGUUGGAGAAGAGGGAAGGAAUCCUUUAGUGUUGAAAAUGCUUCAAUAUUUUAAAUUAUUGAGUUCUUUCCUAAUCAAGUACACCGAAUAGUGGAUUGCGAUGUUAUAAAAUGGACCGAUUCCAAGGCAGAAAAGAGAUAAAUUCUGCCUUUGAGCAUCCAGGAGAGAUGGGGUGGAUGGAAAAUACCUUUAUUUCAUUGUCAAAAUAUAUCCCAAGUAAGGUCUUGGCACAGAAAUAUUUCUUAUUUGGGGAGAUCAUGGAAGGCAGAAAGACAAGCUGUAUAAUAAUUGUUCUGUGUCUCAGGAAGAAAGACAGGCAGGCAAGCGGGCAUUGGCUUUCUGAAACUGCAUCCCCUUUUAGAGCUAUAAGAUUGCAAAGAAUUCUUUUUUUUUAAUGUAACCUUGUGGGCAGCAUUAGAUGAGCAGAGUUAGAUAUUGCCGAUUCAACUUUUAAAAGAUAGACUUGUGGAAACAGUGACAGGCGGGGGGCAAGAAAGAGGAAGUUUAUAGAACAGCUCAAUUCUUAAUGGUGCCAUUUUUCUGUGUAGGAAAAGGUAGGUGGGAACAGGCUCUUUUUAGCAUGUUUUGAUACAGUUGUUUGUAUUCAUUGUAUUCACAUCGAUCAUAACUUUUGUAAAAGUGUUUUUUUAAUGCCUCUUCAACGAAGAGAUCCUAGCUUGCAUGAUCUUGAAAGUCAUCUGACUUGGGAGAAUAUGGGACAGCGGUGAUCUUCAAAACGUUAUCAUUGAAUGUUAAAAUUCAAACUGAACUUGGUCCUCUCCAAAGCCAGGAAUAUUGUGAAUAGAUCCGGAUGGCAUUGUUUAAAAAAAAAAAAAAAAUCGGGCUUUUUCUCCUCUUUUUGCUGAAUCGGUAUUGUUCUUCAUCUUCAAGUAUUCUUAAGUCUUAGCCACUUGUUAUGUAAUCCUUCUUAAGUCAGUUCCAGAACAGCAAAUGUGAUUUUACUCUGCCUUGCAUCUUGCCUGUAUAGUAUUAACUUGAAGCUUCAUUUUUUACACAUGUAGAAAUUCCAAUAGAACAGCUUUCUCAUAUCAUCAAGUGCUCAAAUUCCUCUGAACUUAAAAUAUUAAAAGACAAGCAAUGUUCAUUUUAAUCCAGUAUUACAUAUUUUGAAGGCAUUGUUUGCAGUUUUGAGAAACAGAACAAAUCUAUGCAAUUCUCUCCCUUUAAAGAUAUUGGCAGUGUUAUAUUAGGAUUUAUAAAUCAGAUGUUUUCCACCAAGUUUUGAAAAACACACAGAUGCCAAAUACCUUCCUACAACUCACAAUUGAAGACAAAUAAGCAGACUUAUUUUUCUCAACCCAAAUCACUCAAAAGAAGGGCCAUGAUCCAUUCUGUUUCACACCAGCAAAUGUUUUUACAGGUGCCUUGGGCAAAUUAAAACCAAAUGUAUGUUGUAAAAAUGACCUACUAAAUCAAGGGUUUGCGCGAUUUGAGUUUUCAUUAAAGAAGACACUGCUUUCUUUUAUGCAGAAAAAAGUGGAUUCUGUUGCAUUAUUUUUCUUUGGAAAACGCUUGGGUCAUGAUAAAAAUCUUGUAGAUAAAUGUCUUAUGUUUUCUUUUUGACAUAAUGUGAAUCUACCCAGCUGAGAAUUAAAAUAUUGAAGCA